CCAGUGCGGAGGUGCAGGAGCGGGUGUUGCUGUGGGCAUGCUCAGUGUCAGUCAGAGGGACAGAGUGCGGAGGAAUGGAUGGUUCUGGCGGCGGCGAAGAUUGUCAGACAGGGUAGGAUUGGAAACCGCGGGACUGAGACGUAGGGACGUUAUAAAGUCCCGGGAUAAGCUGAAAGCUCCCAAUAGGAACGUAAAGGCCUCGUGUUUACUCUGGUGUGGACUUAUCUGCCACUAUCUCGGUUCACAUGGGGGAGAGGCCACUCACCUGCUCCAUGUGUGUAUCAUCCAAUCUGCUUCGACACUAAGGCAUAGAUGUGGACUCUUUGGUUGCUUUUCAGGAACCACCGAUCAGGAUCACCUCAGUUUACUCAGAACGCUAAAUAUUUCUGGAGGUGCAGAGACCAAGAUGUUUGGGGAAGGCACUCCUGACAUAAGGGGCUUUAAGUCUGUUCAAGUCGGAGACAUAGUUAAUCAUCUUAUGACUCCAAGAAUUGGUCUGGACCAGUAUUCUGGUGUGUAUGUAAAAGGAGAGGUGGCCACUCUAACCUGUACAAGUCUGGGACAAUAUAAUGGUAGCCCCUUCUCUUUCUACAAGAACGGCAAGUUGCUGACUCGCACACGUGAAACUCGGAAAUUGAAUUGGCUGCGUAUUGAACAAAUUUCUGAUAGAGACAGAGGAUCAUAUACCUGCCAGGACACAGGAUUUGUUGAGGGGAGAGUGGUGCAGUCACAACCCAGCAACCCAGUUGACAUAACCGUAAUAGAUCUACUAACUACGCCAAUGAUAUCGCUUGAUCAAUCGACUAGUGUUUACUUGGAAGGAGGGACAGUCAUUCUUACCUGCAUUGUGAAGGGUGACUAUCUAGGCGAAACCUUCAUCUUUUACAGAAAUAGCCGAAUGCUGUACUCUAGUCAAAUCAGCAUAAAGCACAACAUUGGCACCUUCACAGCUACCACAGCAAACGAAGGUGAUCAGUAUCAAUGCCAGUAUGGUACAUCCAUUAAUGGAAGAUGGUUGUGGUCCCAACUCAGUGAGGCUGUGUCAAUCACUGUGACAGUUUACCCUGUGCAGCCGUCAAUAUCUGUGACCCGUUGGGAUGAAGUGUUUGUGAGAGGCGAGGUGAUCAUGCUUACCUGUGAAGCAGGAUCUCCAUAUUUGGGCAGCACUUUCUAUUUGUACAGGAACAACAAGAAUAGACCAAUCAGAAUCAAAACAGCUAAGCCAUUGCAAGCUGCUGUCGUCUUUAAUAUCUCAAAUCUUUUGGAAUCUGGAUCGGAAAUUUACUCCUGCACCUAUAAAAAAAGAGUCCUGGAGCAAGAGAUAGUCUCAGGGAGAAGUGAAAAUAUGAAGAUAACGGUAGUUGAUCCACUAAGAACGCCAAGGAUAUCUGUUGAUCAGUUGACAGGCGUAUACUUAGAAGGAGAGACUGUCACCAUUACCUGCACCUCAGACAGAGAAUAUCGUCGUCAGAUCUUCUUCUUUUACAGAGAUAAUCAGCUUUUGUCCUCUAAUCAACUCUCCCAAAAAGGAAACACUGGAACCUUCAAAGUUACCAGAAUAAGCCAAGGAGGGAGGUACCAGUGCAAAUAUGGAACCACCAUCAAAGCAAGAUGGUUAGAAUCACAGCUGAGUGAAGCUGUGACAGUUGCUAUAGCUGAUGCACUAACAACUCCGGGGAUAUCUCUCGACCAAUCAACUGGAGUAUAUCUGGAAGGCGAAAUGGUGACCAUUACUUGCACAGUGAACAGAGAAUAUCAUAGUCGAACUUUUCAUUUCUACAAAGAUAAUCAACAACUGACAUCUCAUCAACUUUCUAUAAGGGACAACAUUGGAACAUUUCCAGUUACCAAUCUAAACCAAGCUGGGCGCUAUCAAUGUAAAUAUGGAAUCGCCAUCAAAACAAGAUGGUUAGAAUCCCUACCCAGUGAGGCUGUGACUAUCACUGUUGCAGAUGCACUAACACCGCCAGGAAUAUCUCUCGAUCAGCCGUCCGGAGUGUAUUUAGAAGGAGAGACUGUUACCAUUACCUGCAUCACAAAAAGAGAAUAUCAUGAUAAGAUCUACUUUUACAGAAAUAAUCAACUACUGUCGUCAUAUCAACUGCUCAUAAAGGAUAACAUUGGAACCUUCACAGUUAGCAGCUCCAGCCAAGGAGGGCGGUAUCAGUGCCAAUAUGGAUCCUUUGUCAAAACAAGACGAUUACUGUCACAGCUCAGUGAGGCCAUGACUGUCAUGAUCACAGAUUUAUCCAAACCAACAUUAUCUGUGGAUUCUAGUCUGUUAGUGAAACACGGAAAGAUUACUUUUAAUUGUACAAGUCGCUGGAAACAUUCUAGUUUCACAUUUUACUUGUACCAACAUGGAGAGACAAAUUACACAGAUGUUCAGCAUAUUUCUACGCAGAACAGUUCAGUCACCUUCACUGUGACAAAUUUGGAACACACUAUUGGAAGAACAUACAUUUGUCUGUAUAAAGCCAACGUGAGGGGAAGGUUGCUAACAUCAGCUCAGAGUGACCCUGUACACUUCAAUUCAAGAGAGAACUCCUCUAACUUGGGUGCUGGAAUUGGCUCUGCCGGAGUUCUGGUUCUCAUCCUCGCUCUGCUCAGUUUUUGCUUCUGGAAGAAAGGAAAAACUAGACGCACCAGAGAAAUCAGGUGGAAAGGCCCUUACCUGGUGCUGCUAACGACUUGCACGGCAGUUAAAGUGAAGGAGAAACCCGACUGGAUCCACGCCACUAGGUGCAAGUUGCACAGCGACGAAAAAGGAGAAUAA
Messenger RNA from Rhincodon typus (whale shark), 2776 nucleotides. Its product is annotated as immunoglobulin superfamily member 1-like. NCBI's taxonomy places the organism in Eukaryota, Metazoa, Chordata, Chondrichthyes, Orectolobiformes, Rhincodontidae. The transcript is spliced from 14 exons. The record is from RefSeq and is a predicted model, not a curated record. Bases 38 to 2776 code for a protein of 912 amino acids.